Molecule: messenger RNA, 5380 nt
Organism: Balaenoptera ricei (Rice's whale)
Lineage: Eukaryota; Metazoa; Chordata; Mammalia; Artiodactyla; Balaenopteridae
Gene: AMOT
Product: angiomotin
Exons: 14
Coding region: 727-3981 (1084 amino acids)
Biological process (GO): establishment of cell polarity involved in ameboidal cell migration; hippo signaling; angiogenesis
Cellular component (GO): plasma membrane; cytoplasmic vesicle; lamellipodium
Molecular function (GO): signaling receptor activity
Source: RefSeq, a predicted model, not a curated record
UCCUGGGCGGUCCUAGCCGCUCACCGCAAGAAGAAAAGCCACCCAUUCGUCCCCCUUCCCCUACCUCCAAUCCUUUGCCCAGGAGCUGCCUUCAUCGCAGUCACGCCCCUUCCUUCCGAGGAGCUUUCUGGCUGCCUAAGCUGGUAGACCCCCUGAUUUAUUCCUCCAUCUCCGCUCCCUUUCGCCUCAUCUUCUCUUAGUUCUCACAGCCCCCUCCACCCCCACCUCCAGUCUGUCUCGCCUCGGACCAUCCGCUGCUCCACCCUCCGGCCCGGUGUCCAGCCUGUGCACUGCCACCAAGGAGAGCCCGGACGGAGCAGCGAGGAGGGGAGCAGCCGGGAGUUGGGGCUUCCCUCCUGCCUAUCCCUGGCCUCUGGCCCGGGACCGAAGCCAUUUGAGCGAGCAGAGUCGUCACCUUGUCUUCGUUGCCUUCAGGGAGCUGCGGAGAAGGACAAAUAAGAUAACAGAAGUGAAAGAGCUCUUGUCUCCUUAGAAGAAAGGCUGAGAAACUUAAGAGUGACCAGUGGUUGGACUCUUGGCGGCGCUUACCCUGAACCUGAGUGUUAGGGGAGAGGGAAUCUGCCGUUGCGGUUUCUGGAGCUGCUCAUAAGCAAGAAUUCCCUAUCCUGAGCAAGGCUUUAAGCCUAAAAGAAAGCAGAAAUAGGUCAAGGGCAGCCCAGGUGCCCAAUUUCUCUCUCUCUUCACAAGGCACCACCAGCAAUAGAGAUGAGAAAUUCUGAAGAACAGCCAAGUGGAGGAACCACAGUAUUGCAGCGUCUGCUACAAGAGCAGCUCCGCUAUGGCAAUCCUAAUGAGAAUCGCAACCUGCUUGCCAUACACCAGCAAGCCACAGGGAACGGCCCUCCUUUCCCCAGUGGCAGUGGGAACCCAGGCCCUCAGAAUGAUGUGUUGAGUCCCCAAGACCACCACCAACAGCUUGUGGCUCAUGCUGCUCGACAAGAACCCCAGGGGCAGGAAAUCCAGUCAGAAAACAUCAUCAUGGAGAAGCAGCUUUCCCCUCGAAUGCAGAAUAAUGAAGAACUCCCGACCUAUGAGGAAGCCAAGGUCCAGUCCCAGUACUUUCGGGGCCAACAGCAUGCCAGUGUCGGAGCUGCCUUCUAUGUCACUGGAGUGACCAACCAGAAGAUGAGGACUGAGGGACGCCCGUCAGUUCAGCGGCUCAAUCCUGGAAAGAUGCAUCAGGAUGAAGGACUCAGAGACCUUAAGCAAGGACAUGUUCGCUCCUUGAGUGAACGACUAAUGCAGAUGUCACUGGCCACCAGCGGAGUUAAGGCCCAUCCGCCUGUUACCAGCGCUCCCCUCUCCCCACCACAACCCAAUGACCUCUACAAGAAUCCCACAAGUUCCAGUGAAUUCUACAAGGCCCAAGGGCCACCUCCCAGCCAGCAUAGCCUGAAGGGCAUGGAACACCGAGGCCCCCCACCAGAGUAUCCCUUCAAGGGCAUGCCACCCCAAUCUGUAGUGUGCAAGCCCCAAGAGCCAGGGCACGUCUAUAGUGAGCAUCGUCUGAACCAGCCAGGGAGGACAGAGGGGCAACUGAUGAGGUAUCAGCAUCCCCCUGAGUAUGGAGCAGCCAGACCAACGCAGGACAUCUCAUUGCCGUUGUCAGCCCGGAACUCUCAGCCACACAGCCCUACUUCUUCCCUCACGUCUGGGGGUUCCUUACCCUUGCUGCAGUCUCCACCGUCCACUAGAUUGUCUCCUGCCCAACACCCCUUGGUCCCAAACCAAGGAGACCACUCAGCUCACCUGCCUAGGCCGCAGCAGCAUUUCCUUGCUAACCAGGCUCACCAGGGGGAUCAUUACCGUCUCCCCCAGCCUGGCCUGAGUCAGCAGCAGCCGCAGCCGCCGCCGCCGCCACACCAUCACCACCAUCACCAGCAGCAGCAGCAGCCAGGAGAAGCCUAUUCAGCUAUGCCUCGGGCUCAGCAGUCGUCUGCUUCGUAUCAGCCAAUGCCAGCCGACCCUUUUGCCAUUGUUUCCAGAGCCCAGCAGAUGGUUGAGAUUCUCUCAGAUGAGAACCGGAACUUGCGGCAGGAGUUGGAAGGAUGCUACGAGAAGGUGGCGAGACUGCAGAAGGUGGAGACAGAAAUCCAGCGUGUCUCAGAGGCAUAUGAGAACCUUGUGAAGUCAUCCUCCAAAAGAGAGGCCCUGGAGAAAGCCAUGAGAAACAAGCUUGAGGGCGAGAUUCGGAGGAUGCAUGACUUCAACAGGGAUCUGAGAGAGCGUCUAGAGACGGCCAACAAGCAGCUUGCAGAGAAGGAAUAUGAGGGGUCAGAAGAUACCAGAAAAACCAUCUCUCAGCUCUUUGCAAAAAAUAAGGAGAGCCAGCGGGAGAAGGAGAAACUGGAAGCGGAGCUGGCCACUGCCCGUUCUACCAACGAGGACCAAAGGCGACACAUCGAAAUCCGAGACCAGGCCCUGAGCAACGCCCAGGCCAAGGUGGUAAAGCUGGAGGAAGAGCUGAAAAAGAAGCAAGUGUACGUAGAUAAGGUGGAAAAGAUGCAGCAAGCUCUUGUACAGCUCCAGGCAGCAUGUGAAAAACGAGAGCAGCUGGAGCACCGUCUCCGGACACGACUGGAGAGAGAACUGGAAUCCCUCCGAAUACAGCAGCGCCAGGGCAACUCUCAGCCCACCAAUGUUUCAGAAUACAAUGCCGCUGCACUGAUGGAGCUCCUUCGUGAGAAGGAGGAGAGAAUCCUGGCCCUGGAAGCUGACAUGACUAAGUGGGAGCAGAAGUAUUUAGAGGAGAAUGUGAUGAGACAUUUUGCUCUGGAUGCUGCCGCCACCGUAGCUGCUCAGAGGGACACAACAGUCAUCAGCCACUCUCCUAACACCAGCUAUGACACAGCUCUAGAAGCUCGCAUCCAGAAGGAGGAAGAAGAAAUCUUGAUGGCCAACAAGCGUUGCCUUGACAUGGAGGGCAGGAUUAAGACCCUCCAUGCCCAGAUUAUUGAGAAGGAUGCCAUGAUCAAGGUACUCCAGCAGCGUUCCCGGAAGGAGCCAAGUAAGACAGAGCAGCUGUCAUCCAUGCGGCCGGCAAAGUCUCUGAUGUCCAUUUCCAAUGCUGGAUCAGGCUUACUCUCCCAUUCUUCCACCCUGACUGGCACCCCCAUCAUGGAAGAGAAGCGGGAUGACAAGAGCUGGAAGGGGAGCCUAGGUAUCCUCCUGGGUGGAGACUACCGUGCCGAGUCUGUCCCUUCCACCCCCUCGCCUGUGCCGCCCUCGACUCCGCUACUGUCAGCUCACUCCAAGACAGGCAGCCGGGACUGCAGCACGCAAACAGAACGGGGAACGGAACCCAACAAAACCGCAGCUGUCGCUCCCAUCUCUGUUCCUGCUCCAGUUGCCGCUGCCGCCACUGCUGCCGCCAUCACUGCCACCGCCGCCACCAACACCGCCACCGCUGCCACCAACACCACCACCAUGGUAGCUGCUGCUCCAGUGGCUGUCGCUGCUGCCGCGCCCACCGCCGCCACCGCCGCCGCCGCCGCCCCGUCUCCGGCGACCGCUGCUGCUGCUCUUGCUGCCGCUGUUUCUCCAGCUGCUGCCGCUGCUGUUGCUGCUGCUGUUGUUGCUCCUGCUGCCGCUGCCGCUGCUGCUGCUGCGGUUCAGCUUGCUCCAGCUGCCCCGGCUCCGGUUCCAGCUCCGGCUCCAACUCCAGUUCCGGCUUCAGCAGCGGCUCAGGCUUCUGCUCCAGCUCAGACUCAGGCACCAGCUCCAGCUCCGGCUGCAGCUGCUCCUCCAGCUCCAGCUCCAACUCCAGCUUUGGCUCAGGCUGAGGCUCCUGCAAGUCCAGCUGCCGGGUCUGGACCACGUCGUUUGUCUAUACCAGGUUUGAGCUGCAAUCCAGAUAAGACAGAUGGCCCUGUUUUCCACUCCAGUACUCUGGAAAGAAAAGCUCCCAUUCAGAUCCUGGGACAAGAGCCUGAUGCCGAGAUGGUGGAAUAUCUCAUCUAAAUGGCCUAACCAACAGCUGCAGUUUAUCAGCAAGAAUGCUUUUAAUCAUUUUUCCCUUUUGUUUGUUCUUAUUUUGAGGGUGAGGACAAGGGUUGGGUGGGGGGAUGUUUUUUAAAGGGACUUUUUAUUGAAACAACAUAGUACUUAGGUAAUACCAUAUGAACUCCAGUCUGUUCUGGUACACUUAGAGAGUACCUCUAAAGCCAGAUCAAUCAGAAUGUGCUCUAAAGUUUAUUGUUUGGAUUUAUACAAAUUCUGGGACUGUUAAUAGCUGGAUAUACAUCAAUGUUUUCAAUGUGCUGAAAUUUGUUUAGCAUUUCCAUAUUCUGGAUCAUUCUUUUACCGAAGAGCACAGUAUGUUUGGAAGACAGUGUGUAACAUGUAGUUCAGAAGUCGAAGUCAGAGAGGAUUUGGGUGUGUGCUGUUUUGUAUAGUUUCCAUCUAGGCAGCAUCCAGAGAGAGCUCUCGCCUCGGGCGCAUGAAAGGGAAUAGUUUUAAGAGCUAUGUAAACUGGAGAAAAGGUAGGGAGUAUUGGGGUGUGGAAGGGUGCUGGAGCUAAUUUUCCCUCCCAAUUUCCCAGCUACCCUGGGCCAGGAGAUUGUGUUUAUCUUUAUUUCAGUGGUGCUUUGGAAGUGGAUUCUUUUGGUUCCCUCGUGGAGGUUCAUACAUUCAUAUAUAUACUGUGGAGUAAUUUAUGCAUUUGGAUAAUUAAUAUAUUGCUUUCAGAUGCUAGGAGAGUAAAUUAGCUGAGUGAUGUACAACUUCUUCUCUCGUAGGGAGUUAGACCAUCCGAGGCCUUGAUGGAGAGUUGCAUGAGGUGCUGUAUGCAGACUUGUGUGGUCUGUGUGUAGCCAGGAACAUAGCUCGCUUGCCUUUCCCGAGACCAACCUGCUUGGUGUUUAUUUCUUCUCCAGCACAAACUCACUGGCUGUGUCACCAGUCUCAAAUUGCCAAUCGUUUGCAAAAUGAGGAAGCGUUUUUGUUGACAGGUUGAAUGCUUUGAAUUUCUGGUGACUACUUUGAAAUAACUCAUGUUGUUUUCCCAAAUUCUUAGCAUACGUCUUAAAAGGCAUAUAUGACUAUCACCUCCAAGGGAAUAGCAUCAGAAGCCCAAAGUACUAUGCUGCAGUCAGGGGAGAGGGGGGCUGCAGCAGUACCCUCAGCUACCUCUUCUCACUGCCAGUGACUCCAUCUUGGAAUACCUUUGGAGAGCAGCAGGAAACGCACAUGUGGGCAGGGACCAAGGAGGCCAUGGCUCCAAGCUUUGCCUUAGGUCUGCCUCCAGGGACACAGAAGGGCUGCCUAUUGCCACAGGUCUCUGCCCUGUGUCGCCUCUCUGCCUUUCAUUAAGGUGACAAAUCCAUAGACAGUGUCAUUAAGAUCAGUUUUCAGGGGUAUU